AUGUCAGUGCCCUCCUCGCCGACACCACCACCGCCAGUCAGGUUGGGCGUGCUGGACUGGGCAGCUGUGGCGCACCAUGUGCUCACGGACACGAGCACCGCUUCCGACGACAGGAACCGCGUGCGCACGUUCCUGCAGCUCAUGUUCACGUGCCGCGAGCUGUACCACGACCUGCCGCGCGCAAUGCCAAAGUGGAUACUGGCAGACGCCCUCUGGCGAACCCACCCAUACACGCAACAGCCGGUGCGCGUCGUGGUCUCGGACUGGCUGGACACGUUCCAGCGUGAUCUCUUCCAUGAAAGCACCACUCCAUUGGCCAUGGCCAAAGCCAGCCAAUCUCAGAGACUACAAGCAGAACCCAAAGGAGAGCAACACCAAGACCAACAACAGGACCAACAACAGGAUCAGCACCAAGACCAACGACAGGACCAACAACAGGACCAACUACAGGACCAACAACAGGACCAACUACAGGACCAACAACAGGACCAACUACAGGACCGGCAACAGCGUCGCGGAUCUUUGCGGAAACACCGCGGCCGCUCGUCUACUGAAUGCAAUGAACAACAACCACUCGACUCGCUGUGGCUGAAACCGGCAUGGUACACGAUGGUGGCCACCUUGGAAGAGCCAAGGCAUGCGAGCCACCUGCUUCGGUUGCGCAAUCUCAUGAGCCGUGCACACACGGAGCACCUGUUCGUGGCCCUGCGGGUUCACGCGCCUUCGUUGAAGAUCCACAAUGCCAAGAGUGUCGUGGUUGUCUUCAAGGCCGCCGUUGACACGAUUGACCUUCGCAACAUCGACUGCGUGGAAUGGAGCGUGUGGGGAUCUGAUCCUCCCGAGGCCGUGGUGGAGAACGUGCGAAGCAUGAAGGUGCUCGGCAGCGAGCACUCCGCGUUCAACAGGUUUGCCGACGUGAGCAUGCUGGCGGGCGUGUCCGUUGCCGAAGUGCGCAGCCUCAACCGCCGCAACCCCCUGACAGACAUCACGGCACUGGCGCACGUGCACUCGGUCACCCUCGUCGACCUGCGGCACAUCACAGACCUCUCGCCGCUGCGCAACGUGCCCGGCACCGUGUACAUCAAAACCUGCGAGCGCGUUCUUGCGCAAGAGCUGACGUUGCACGCGCGCCACGUGGAGCUGCGUUUCAUGCGAGGCCUGCCUGGCGCUCUGUGUGCGCCAGACGCAGAGACAAUCGUUCUCAGCAACUGCGACCGUCUGCAGGCGCUGGAGUGCGGCGCUGGGCUGAAGGACCUGAACCUGUCCGGCUGCUAUGCCCUCACUUCCAUCGUGAGCCCACCCGGCACGGUGAUUGAGACAGCUGAGGUGCACUCGCCUCGGCACUCGGACCUUCUGUGGGAUGCACUCCACCACCAGCGUAUUCGCACGCUGAAGACCAACGUUGUGCGCGACGAACUGCAACACACGCCUGAUGGGGUGCCGCGGACACUGUCGCAACUCGUGGACCGGCUCCUGGUGCACGUGGACAAACUCGAGCUGUCCGUGUGCUUCCUGAAAGAGCUGGCAGAGCUUCCGCCCAAUGACAGAAUUGAAGUUGACGUGCGCUGCUCUGUUGGUGACACCAAGAUCAAGGGCCCGGUCCCACCCUUUGUGAAGAGACUUGCCGUUGACGUGUCAAAACCAUUUGACGUCUCCAUCCUGGCAGACCUGCGGCGUUUGCGGCUGCGCGCGCUGCCAUUUAUCCAACAAGAGGCCGAACUGAUCCGUGUGAACGCGUUGUCGGGGCUGCAGGAGGUGAUUGUUGAGGGAUGCGCCCUGCGCGGGUGCAUCUGCGGGUGCAAGACUGUUCAUCUGAAGAAGUGCGAAGUGAACGUGGGCGUGCAGGGCGCAAGGGAGGUGCACGUGAACGAUUGCACCGGAGACGUGUCGGUCACGGACACGGAACGCCUGUGCGUCGCUCGUGGCGCGGUCACCUUCAAGGAAGUGCGCAACGUUGUGCACAUGACCGUUCGUGGUGACACUGCCCCGGCGCGGCUCGUGCCGUUUACGAUUGAGUAUGCGAGUGACAUCACCACGUGCUGCUUGUGGCGCUGCGACAUCAGCGGCUUCAACAGUUACACGUCAGUGCGACACUUGUACAUCAACAGCUGCCGUGUGGACGCCGCCCGCCUUCUUGCCAAGCAGGACAUGCCUCUGUCCCACGCGGUUCACGUGAGCCAAUUGCUGAUCCAGCAUAGCCAGCAUGGCGAACGUCCUACUGAUGGCGUGGAUGACAGCGGGGACGUUGAUGAUGGUGGCGAUGGCGGAGAUGGAGAUGAUGGCCUUGAUGACGAUGACGGCGUUGAUGACGACAUGCCCCCGUUUCCGCACAACUUCACCCUUGUGAACCGUACCAUGCAUGAUCUUCGUUCCGUCUUUACCCCCUGGCUGCCUGAGUCGUAGAGCGUGUGCGUGGGUGCGAUGUGUGUGUGUGUCUGUGUGUCUGUGUGUGUCUGUGUGUGUCUGUGUCUGUGUGCGAUGUGUCCGUGUCUGUGUCUGUGUGCGCAGCGCAGCGUGUGCGCGAAAUGAUGAUUUGAUGGCGAAGACUAAGACUGUUUUGCUUGCUUGUUUGGCUUCUCCUCUUUUCUCUGACUCAAGCUCCCUGGCUGCUUCUUCUGCUCAUC
Messenger RNA from Salpingoeca rosetta, 2624 nucleotides. RefSeq lists its product as uncharacterized. NCBI's taxonomy places the organism in Eukaryota, Choanoflagellata, Craspedida, Salpingoecidae. The record is from RefSeq and is a predicted model, not a curated record. Bases 1 to 2403 code for a protein of 800 amino acids. The transcript has 2 exons.